Messenger RNA from Lindgomyces ingoldianus, 405 nucleotides. RefSeq lists its product as uncharacterized. The record is from RefSeq and is a predicted model, not a curated record. The coding region runs from base 1 to 405 and encodes 134 amino acids. Lineage: Eukaryota; Fungi; Ascomycota; Dothideomycetes; Pleosporales; Lindgomycetaceae. The transcript is spliced from 3 exons.
AUGAAGCGUACUGUUGCCUUUGAGAUUCUCUCUUUCCUCGGCCUCGCCUCGGCCGCGGUCAUUCCAGCCACUGCAGUACCUCACAGCAAGACAGCCUCUUCCGAAGGACACCCAAGCAAAGUCGUUGACCGCGACUUCCCCGAACCACGUCCGACUAAGGUUAUUGAGACGUGGAUUGACGGCGUGUUGGUGAAGCAGUGCGAGCACUUCUCUGCUACUGGCGGUUCGCAUACCUUGGGACCUUGCGACGACCCCGAGCAGGAGAAGAAGAAGGAGUGGCACGACUGGCGAGAGUACAUCCCUAAUCAAUGGUGUGGUCCGAAUUUCAUCUGUCCGCCGUAUAAACCGCACAAGGAGGGGCACAGCCCUGAGACCAUAGGCCUCCAUGGUCCUAGUAUGGAGUGA